GCUUUUCCACGAUCAGAAUGUGCUCUUAUUCUCUUGCUCCGGCAAUUUUCUGUCUUUUCUUUAUUCCAAUGGUCUCUGCUACUGGACAUCUUCGUCUUGAGCUCACUGCUUCCAGUCAUUUUUCAUUGCAUCUUUCAACAAAUUCAAGUCUUCAAAUUGUCGAAUUGGCAAUGGGAUCUACAAGAACUCUCAGUUUUCAUCCAAAAGAUCAUCAAGAGACUCUUGAAAUUGUAUUUUCGAAGGAAUUCAACUUCCCAUUGAAGUAUGCUUAUAAAAUGGAAACUGAUGAUAGUAGCUAUCAAACAUUUGCAUUCACUGAUAUUGUUCUUCUUGUUAAAUCGACUUUUAAAUGUGAUGCUGGUUUUAAUGGAAAAUCAUGUCAAGAGAAGACUACAAGUACAACUACUACUACUUCCACUAAAACUGAAAUCCAAACUACAACCACUACAGUUUUGAUUUCGGAAGUUCCAUCAACUACUCCAAUUAUUAAUGCUGCAGCAUUCCAACAAUUCGACAACUCUAAUACUAUUAUGUGCUCAGUUCUUAUCAUCGUCACAGCCACUCUCCUGGUUUUGGUUCUGAUCGCUUUCUUCUUACUCAAAUUUCAAAAGAAAAAUGUCUACAUUCGACCGGGAACUCCGAAUUUAGAAAAAUGUCCAAUGAAAUUGGAAGAUUCUGGAUUUUCAUCUCCUACAAGCCCAAGAUACACCGCAGAGCCACAUAGCCUUUUUUGAUUAUUCAAAUACAAAUAUUUUUUUUUACUUUACUAGUGGAGAGAGUUAUUACAUCAAUUUGUACAAGUUUUGUUCUCCAUAAAAUACUGAUCAGAUGA
Molecule: messenger RNA, 832 nt
Organism: Caenorhabditis elegans
Lineage: Eukaryota; Metazoa; Nematoda; Chromadorea; Rhabditida; Rhabditidae
Gene: Y75B12A.2
Exons: 2
Coding region: 18-734 (238 amino acids)
Source: RefSeq, marked reviewed